AUGGCAGGUAUUAUAAUUGUCCAAGGCACUGCCUUUGCCACAACUAUCAACGGCGCAGCCGCCUUAAUCUUUUUGGUUAUCAGUCUACUUAUCGUCCUCCAUAGUCUCCGGUGCAUCUAUGGAAGAUGUCUCCAACGACGAUAUAUGGUCAGCGGCAUCAGCCACAGUGACCAGCAAGACCCUCAGCUAUUCAUUGCUAUUGGAGACCCACAAAAUCCCUCAAUUGAACCACCUAAGACGGGGCUAUCCCCAUCGGUGAUCGCUGCAUUACCGACGUUCGUUUACAAAAAACACGACCAAACUGAUGGCACCGGUGACACGAUGGAGUGUUCGAUUUGCUUGAGCACAAUAGAAGAAGAAGAGACGGUUAGACUUCUACCCAAUUGUUCGCAUGUGUUCCAUGUACAGUGCAUUGAUAUGUGGCUGAGCUCGCAGACGACAUGCCCUAUAUGCCGUACUGUAGCUCAACCUCAAACACCAUCGGUGCCUGAUCAGCAAGAAACCGAAAAAGAGACACAUUUACAGGUCCUAGAUCCUGAUGAAGAAACAACCACUAUAGUUCCACCAUUGGAACCAUUGAACUCAGUGAUACCAAGUUCAGAAGCUGCAUCAGGUGACACUUCACAAUCUUCAAAGGUGGAUGCUUCGAGCUCACGACCGAGCUCCUUCCGUAAGAUCCUUAGUUGGACCAGAUCUGGGAGGAAAUUUCAGCAGUUGGAGCUAUCAGCAGUAGAUCAUGGAGUAGAAGAUCCAUAG
Molecule: messenger RNA, 756 nt
Organism: Telopea speciosissima
Lineage: Eukaryota; Viridiplantae; Streptophyta; Magnoliopsida; Proteales; Proteaceae
Product: RING-H2 finger protein ATL40-like
Exons: 1
Coding region: 1-756 (251 amino acids)
Source: RefSeq, a predicted model, not a curated record